AUGGUCAAUGAAGACUAUACCCUGGUGGAGUCACCCCGCCACUCCUCGGACGAGAUGCGCUCUCACCCAGUCCAUAUGGCUACUUUGGCAGAGAAGAAAAGGCUAUGGUGGCGGAAUGCAAUCAUCAACGGAUUCUUCAUAGGCUGCUGGUUUCUAUUCUCCACGCUGCUCUCACUUUACAACAAAUGGAUGUUUUCUGCCGACCACUUUGGCUUUCCAUUCCCCCUCCUCGUCACGACCUUGCACUUCUUUGUCCAGUUCAUUCUAGCCCUUCUGUUGCGGAACCUUUCCCCCGAACGCUUCGGAUCGGCUCAGAAACCCACGUUGGGAGAUUACGGAAAGAAAGCUGUCCCUACCGCGGUUGCCACCGGGCUAGAUGUCGGCCUCUCGAAUCUGUCUCUCAAGUCAAUCUCACUUUCGUUCUUCACCAUGGUCAAAUCAUCCUCUCUCAUUUUCGUUCUACUGUUCGCGUUCCUCUUCCGACUAGAAAGGUUUUCGCUGCGACUCAUUGGAGUGAUUUUCUUGAUUUUCGCUGGUGUCCUUCUCAUGGUCGCCACCGAAACGGACUUUGUGUUAGUUGGAUUCCUACUCGUGAUUAGUGCCAGCGCUCUAGGCGGCUUUCGCUGGGCUCUGACGCAGAUGCUACUGAAGAACAAGAAGAUGGGCAUGGACAAUCCAGUCUCGACAAUAUUCUGGCUUGCUCCAGUCAUGGGUUUAACUCUUGGCAUUGUCAGCCUCAUCGUGGACGAUUGGAGUGCUCUGGCCAAUACUGAUUUCUUCGUCGGCGCGAAGACCCUACAGACUGUGAUAUUUCUCACCUUGCCCGGCGUUGUUGCUUUCUGCAUGGUUUUGAGCGAAUUCUCAAUCAUUCAACGGGCUGGUGUAGUGCCGAUGUCUAUCGCAGGGAUUGCGAAGGAAGUGACGACCAUUAGCAUCUCUGCCGCCGUAUUUGGAGACAAUCUCACUCCGCUGAACAUUAUGGGUGUUGGCAUCACUGUUUGCGGCAUUGGAUUGUUUACGUACCACAAGUAUCGCAAAUCUCUGGAAACAGUGGUACCUUUGGAUGCCCAUGGCAACCCAAUCUCGAUUGACGAGCUGGAUGACGGACAUGUUGAGUUGGAUGAAACCGCGCGAUUGACCCGCAGCAGCAGUGAUGAAUUCGACAUGGAUACUGAUGAUGAUAACUCGACGUUUCAAACCCGGACACUGUUUUCCGCCGACCAAGACGCCGAAGAAGUCCGCAGUAUAAGAUCGUCCAAAAUCAACUGGUCAGCAAACGAACACGAUCACGAGCCGGUGCCUUGA
Mycena indigotica is the source of this 1305-nucleotide messenger RNA. RefSeq names its product TPT domain-containing protein. Gene Ontology annotation, molecular function: antiporter activity. Bases 1 to 1305 code for a protein of 434 amino acids. NCBI's taxonomy places the organism in Eukaryota, Fungi, Basidiomycota, Agaricomycetes, Agaricales, Mycenaceae. The transcript has 7 exons. Gene Ontology annotation, cellular component: Golgi apparatus; cis-Golgi network; endoplasmic reticulum-Golgi intermediate compartment. The record is from RefSeq and is a predicted model, not a curated record. Gene Ontology annotation, biological process: UDP-glucose transmembrane transport.